GGUUCGUUCGCUCAUUAGUUCAAAUGGCGCCAAAAUCAUAAGAGUAUCAACAGGUUGUGCUGGAGCUAAAUAAAUUUAAUUCGUAAACAAUGGACGAAUUAGCGCAUUUGCGAAAGCGCAUCACAACAUCAUUUAAGCUAUGUGGCUUUCUGAUCCGCUCCGAAAACAGCAGCUUCCUUGCCGAACAGCUACUGCCCUUCGAGCCAACCGAACGUGAGAAAUGGUUGACAAUCAUAACGGAGAAUUUGCAGGGACAGAAGCUAGCAACGCCGCAUGUAGAACGAGAUGCCUUGGAAAAAGCAAUCAAUGAGCUGAAUCGUGUUGGUCUGGAUGAGGGCGAGACUAUUUUCUCCCUUAUUGAUGCAUUCACGGUGCCCCGCUAUCGCUACAACACGCGUAUCAAGAAGUUCGAGCUGGACUCGCGACCGCGUUGUCUGCUGCCACAGCCUCGAAUGAAAUCCGACUAUAUGCAACAGCGCUAUGCAAUGCUACUGCAGAAGACACUGCGUCAUGAUCUGUUUGCACCGGCAGUGAUACAGGACGGCGUUGCAGCUGAUGCCCAAACCAAAAAAUUCAAGUUGCAGUAUGCUGAAAAUUUACUGGCGACAUCCAGCUUAAAGGAGGCCGUUGUGCUGGGCUUGCUCACCCAGCUGAAGGAAGGCAAGUUCUAUGUGGAGGAUCCAACAGGCUGUGUGCAGCUUGACUUGAGUGGCGCUCGCUUUCAUGCCGGCUUCUUCUGCGAGGGCUGCUUUGUCCUAGCCGAGGGCAGCUAUGCAAAUGGAGUGUUAAAAGUUGAUGGUCUGGGCUUUCCGCCCGCUGAGCCAGCUACGAGCAGUCGCGCCUUCUUUGGUACGGGCAACAGUUGGGGCGGCGAGGCUGCCAAGCUACUGAAAUACUCGCCUCGUUUGCAGGAAUUGGAACGCACCAAUACGGAAACAACGAUUGUAUUCCUGUCCGAUGUGCGCUUGGAUCUGCCUAUUGUUAUGGAAAAGCUGCGUCAGCUUUUUGUCGGCUAUGAUUCCUGUCCGCCGCAAGCGAUUGUAUUGAUGGGACCCUUUACGGCCGGUACACGCAAUCAUCAUGAGCUGCGUCAGCAUUUGGAUGCACUAGGCGCCUUAGCUGCCGGUUGCGAGCAUUUGAAAAAACAAACCGAUUUGAUUCUGGUGCCCUCUGUCGAGGAUCCAACGGCUCCAAAUAUAUUGCCACGCGCUCCAUUGCCCGAGUGCCUGGCCGCUGGUUUGCUCAAGGCUUGGCCUCGCACCCAGCUGGCUACGAAUCCUUGCCGGCUGCAGUAUUGCACGCAACAGAUUGUGGUCUGUCGACUGGAUCUCAUGGCCAAAUUCUGUCGCAAUACACUGCACUUUCCGCCAGACACAACACACAUCGAGCAGCAUUUUGCGCGCACGCUCGUCUGCCAGGGUCACCUGGUGCCCAUACAUCCCAUAGCAAUGCCCGUGCACUGGGAUUACGAUCCAGCCCUGUGGCUAUAUCCACUGCCCGAUCUUAUUGUGAUGGGUGAUUCGUGCCAAAGCUUUUCCAGCACUCAGCAUGACUGCACCGUGCUGAACACCGGCUCCUUUGUAAAGUCCAAGUUUGCCUUCAAGGUUUAUAUACCCGCCUCGCGCACCAUUGAGGACUCAGAGAUACCCGGUGACCUGGAUAUGCAAUGAUCGAGACUAACCUCUAGCAACAUAGACAGCUAUAUAUUUACAUAUGUAUGUAUAUAUUUCAAUUAUUUCUCCUUGGAGUCUCACAUGUUGCUUUGCUCUCCCCACUUUACCCAUGAGUGUUUCUCAGUUGAUAAGCGCUGAGCGUCCCCGACGUCGGCCAUCAUAUGCGGCACAGCAUGUGUUCCAAAAUCUCUUUUAUUUAUUUUUGUUGGCUGCUGAGGCGCCUCGCAAUCUGCUUUUUACUACUCGUCGAGGGUUGUCUAUUAUUUUUCAUGACUUAAAGCCGAUUUGGAAGAAUAUUGUUGCUCUGCUGGCGCCGUCACUUAGCGCCGUGGAAAUUCAAUUUUCCAGGGACACACACACACACACAGACACGUAUACAUAUGUAUAUAAAUAUAUAUAUAGUUGAUAUAGAGCCUCGGCAGCUGAAACGGCAAUUUUGUUAAUGCGUUUGACCUGGGGACAUCAAUUGCCCUCGUUUUGUGACAUUGCCACGUCUAUUUUUUCUUGCUCCUGCCCGAAAUCGUUUUUUAAGACAUCAUUAGCCAGCCCUUGGCCAGCAAAGGGACACAAGGGAAAAACACUUCCGAUUGCCCUGUCCGCCAGAGUUCGCUCGUAUUGAUUUAUGAUUUAUUGCCAAAUACUUUGAUAGUUCGUUCCAUCGAGUGUCCGGUGUCCCGUUUUUUUUUCCUAUCUGUAUCAAUUUCCAAAAUGUGUCCAGUGUGCAAAUUCGAUUGUGUGGGCGUGUCUAUCAUAGCUGGGCGUGCCUUUGGCUCUGCCAUUGUUUUCCAUUUUGCGAGCGUCUGCUGGAGCCACAAACUUGGCAUAUAAAAUCCAUGAAACAUUUGUGUUUGGGGCGACAAUCUUGCUUCUGCUUCAUUUAACCGUAACACUGGAAACUUUUUAAAAUUUAAAUAUUGUUUGCGACUGCUGUCGAAGUGGAACAAUAACAUAA
This is a messenger RNA of Drosophila arizonae, 2625 nucleotides long. RefSeq names its product DNA polymerase epsilon subunit 2 (gene PolE2). Gene Ontology annotation, cellular component: epsilon DNA polymerase complex. Gene Ontology annotation, biological process: DNA-templated DNA replication; error-prone translesion synthesis. NCBI's taxonomy places the organism in Eukaryota, Metazoa, Arthropoda, Insecta, Diptera, Drosophilidae. Gene Ontology annotation, molecular function: DNA binding. The record is from RefSeq and is a predicted model, not a curated record.